Molecule: messenger RNA, 2585 nt
Organism: Papaver somniferum (opium poppy)
Lineage: Eukaryota; Viridiplantae; Streptophyta; Magnoliopsida; Ranunculales; Papaveraceae
Product: protein indeterminate-domain 7-like
Exons: 3
Coding region: 659-2395 (578 amino acids)
Cellular component (GO): nucleus
Molecular function (GO): DNA-binding transcription factor activity
Source: RefSeq, a predicted model, not a curated record
UCCAUCUGUGUCCGCUAGCUAUAGACCUUGUUUUGCUUUCUUUGUUUCUUCUCAUCACUUUCUUCUCCACUUUUUUCUUACUUGGAUCUCAUCCCACUCAUUCUGCAAAUUUCUUUCCCUGAUCUUCUUCUAGCUAUCUACCUAGAGCUACAAGCUAGAUAUAAAAAAAAGUUCUAGCUAGGUUUUCUUUUUUAACCUUAUAGCUAGCUGGAUAGAUGAUGAUAAAAUUUUACUGAAUCCUAUCUUCUUCAUAUAAGUCUCUCUGAGUUUGUGGUUGUUAGCUGAAACAAGAAAACAAAAGAAGAUUUUUUUGAAUUGUUGCAAGAGUUUGGUCCAGUUUUAUUCCUUUAUUCUACUUUGUUCUUGAUUUGAAGCUAAGCACAAGAAAAAACAAGACAAAGGAAUUUAUGGGUUUUCUUUUCUUUUCAUGAAGUUGUUGUAGUACUCUCAAGCUCUGGUUUUGUCUGUCUAUGUAAAAAUUUCUUGCUUUUUUUGGAAAAAUGGGGUUUUGAUUAUUUUGUUUUUGAACUGAGAUCCCAAGAUCUAGAGAUGAUGAUGAUGACUCACUGGCCAUAAACAACAACACUAGCUAGAGUAGUACUCUCUUUAUACCAAACCCUAAACAAUAUCAUCAUUCAUCAUCAGCGGAACCCAAGUGAUGAAAGGUCUUAUAUUUCAGCAACAAGAACAGCAGCAGCAGCAGCAGCUACUGGUUGAAGAAAACAUGUCAUCAAAUUUGACAAAUACUACUACUUCUGCAGCAUCUGGUGAAGGAAUUCUAUCUUCUUCAUUGUCACCUCACAAUCAAAGCUCUACCACUACUCUUACAAGUAGUCAAACUCCAUCAGUGAAAAGAAAGAGAAGUUUACCAGGAAACCCAGACCCAGAUUCAGAAGUGAUAGCUUUAUCACCAAAGACAUUGAUGGCAACAAACAGAUUUGUGUGUGAGAUAUGUAACAAAGGUUUUCAAAGAGAUCAAAAUCUACAAUUACACAGAAGAGGACAUAAUUUACCAUGGAAGCUGAAACAAAGGAACAACAAAGAAGUGAUUAAUAAGAAAGUGUAUGUAUGUCCUGAGGUCAAUUGUGUACACCAUGAUCCAUCCAGAGCGCUUGGUGAUCUUACAGGGAUUAAGAAGCAUUUCAGCAGGAAACAUGGUGAGAAGAAAUGGAAAUGUGAGAAAUGUUCAAAGAAAUAUGCUGUUCAGUCUGAUUGGAAAGCUCAUUCUAAAACCUGUGGUACUAGAGAGUAUAGAUGUGACUGUGGUACACUUUUCUCAAGGCGGGAUAGUUUUAUUACUCAUAGGGCAUUCUGUGAUGCAUUAGCUGAAGAAACUGCAAGGACACCAACAAUUUCAAUAAUCAACCCACUUCAGCAGCAGCAUCAGCUGCAACCUCAAUAUUUCCAUGCCCAACAGCAACAACAGCAGCAACAUUACAACUUGAUUAGACCAGAAAUGCCAACAUGGUUAUCCUGCCCACAACCCAUUGAGCUCUCCACUUCCUCACCAUCAAUGUAUUCAACAAGGUUUGAACAAGAUCAAUAUUCACAACAACAAACUCCAACUCAUGAAAAUCAUGAGAAUCAAAAUAAGAAUUACCAACAGCAAAUUUCUUCGCCGUCCGCGGCGGCAUCGUCCCCGCAUAUGUCUGCAACUGCAUUGCUUCAAAAAGCAGCUCAAAUGGGUGCAACCAUUAGUAAACCUUCUUCAUCCUCAGCAGCAACAGCUUCAUUGAUGAACAAUAGAGUACUACAACCCCACCAUAGUCACAUGUCCUCUUCCAAUGGUAAUAAUAACCCUGCUAGUACUACUUCUGUUACUACAACUGAAACUGGUUUUGGUUUAGGUCUGUCUUCACAUGAAGAAGACAUAGAAAAUGGGAGUAGUGAUAAUAAUAAUAGUAACAGUUUUGUUCCUGAUCAUGGCUUGGCCUCUUUUGAUGAUGAUCACAAUAAUAGUACUAAAGCUGCAAUGACUUCUGGUAACUUCAUGGACCACCACAUUUCUGCACAAACUCACCAGCAGCAGCUUCAAGAUAUGAUGAAUUCUCUGUCUUCAGCAAGUGGGGGGUUUGAUAUGUCAUCAUCAUCUUUUGGUCAUCACCAUCAUCAACAAGCUUUUGAUAGUACUAGGAGAUCAUCUAAUGAAUCAAGAGCAUCAUCAACAACAACAACAAAAACCCCAAAACAAAAGGAUGGAAUGACUAGAGAUUUCUUGGGUUUAAGAGCAUUUUCUCAUGCUGAUAUUCUGAAUAUGAAUAUGAGUAUUGGGGAUGGUAAUAAGAAUUUUGAUCAUCAUCUACAACAGCAACAAUGCACUGCUGCUGCUUCUCCUCAUCACUUUGAUCAUCAUCAACAAGUUCAAAAUCAGGAUACAAAACCAUGGCAGCAGUAAUUUUGAGAUACUUGGAUUUUUACAGGAUCUUGCAUUUUAUUUUUUUGUUGGGUGGGGGGAGUUUUGUCUUUUGUCCAUUGCUACUUCAAUUAUUCUCCUCUCCUUACUGUCUGCGAGAAUAAUAAUAAAAACCUUUGAUUAUUUAUUUAUAAUAUUGGCCAUAUAUCCAUCCAUGAAUAUUUUGAUUCGA